Messenger RNA from Dichomitus squalens LYAD-421 SS1, 1526 nucleotides. RefSeq lists its product as uncharacterized. Lineage: Eukaryota; Fungi; Basidiomycota; Agaricomycetes; Polyporales; Polyporaceae. The transcript is spliced from 5 exons. The record is from RefSeq and is a predicted model, not a curated record. Gene Ontology annotation, molecular function: protein binding. Bases 1 to 1488 code for a protein of 495 amino acids.
AUGGCCAAGCAGCUGCCGACGGAACUUUGGUACCGCAUCAUCCAGUUCUUGCCUCCGCAGGACCAGAAAACAUGUUUGUCCGUGUCGAAGCUGCACCACGAUAUCGCCCAGAAAUACGUAUUCUCGCACAUCAUCAUUACUCUCGGACUCUGGAGAAGAGACGACGACAUAUCGCAUGGGAUUGACUUUGGCCUUACGCCUGCCCCCAUCGAGGUCGCGGAAGCGAGCAGAUUGGCCAAACUCAACUAUGCCCUCCUUCGCCAUAUCACGCGUACGCCGGAAUUUGCCCGCCUUGUCAAGAAGCUCACUGUGCGGGCCUACUCGCUCUUCGAAGAAUCACUCUUAGUAUAUGAAAUUAGUACUUUGGCCGAAGCUAUCGAAGCGCUUCAUAACCUGUCCGCCUUUGCUUGGUUCGGACCUUUGCCGAAACUGCCUUGCGAGGUCAUGGACGCCCUUCUGAGGUCGUCAGGACAGAGAGUAGUUGAUUUUAUCAUACAAUUCCUCGACCUAUGGCCGCAGAUGCAUAUAGGCGCUCCAUACCACAAGACUGUCCACCAGACGAUCGCAGCCAAUUCCGCCACUCUCCGUCGCCUCGAAGUGUUCGGCGACGCCUUAUGGGAAUGCCUGCCCAUGUCGUUCGCCAGCCUUCACGAGCUUGCCAUUGUCUUUCCAUGCACGCUGGCUGGUCUCGGCUCUGUCUUCGAACACUGUCGUGAGCUACGGGGAUUCACGCUCUGUACGGAAAACGACGGCUCGGAGAUUAUCGACGUCUUGAACAUCCACCAGGACGCAUUCCCACACCUUACAUCUUUCAAGCUUCUUUCUGUUUUCGACCUCGAUGAGGAUGUCAUCGAAGAGGUCGCCAAAUUCCUCAAGAAGAAGAGACGGCUGCGACGGGUUGACGUUCUCAGCCGUACGCAGGUCGAUCAGGGCGAGGAUCUCAUCAAUAUGUCGUUCCUCAAGAUCUUGCGGGACCUGCCAAACCUGGAGAUUCUGGGACUGGACAUACGGCCAGCCAAGAUGACCUCGGCGCACGUCAAGCUUCUUGAGCAGUAUGUCCCUCCUCAAGUGACUGCACUCUCCAUCCUCUUCCACGCGAACACAUCCGAUGUGAAGGUCGUGGACUGGCGAAGCUUCUUCUCGAAGCAUGAGGCUCUUCGCUACCUGCACAUAGGCACUCGUCAGCCAUUGACCCGUUCGCUCGGGAAUGCCAUCUUCAGGCGUCCCCCGCCUAACCUGGAGCUGCUCGGCUACAACAACGGCCUGCGGUGGGUGACGCACGAUCCAAAGACGCGCGCCCCCAAGUACUCCGAGUUUUGGCCGGCGUCGAAGGUAUACUUCCGUUCGGUCGAGGAAUACCAAGGCCACGAAGAUUGGGAAUGGCUGCUGAGACAUCACGGCCAGGACGAUGACGAUUGUGAUAUUUGGUCGAUGGAUCCACCAGAUCUAUGGAAGCGCAUGGACUCCAGUGACAAGGACUUGAAUUAGAUGCACGCAUAUACUCUGAGUGGUCGCUUGGACGAUCC